Molecule: messenger RNA, 747 nt
Organism: Anthostomella pinea
Lineage: Eukaryota; Fungi; Ascomycota; Sordariomycetes; Xylariales; Xylariaceae
Source: the annotation of a GenBank genome assembly
AUGGCGGCAGUAACGAACGAAAGGAAUGGCAAGGAGGUGAUGGCGCUGCUUCUUGACCGACGAGGAUACGAGCUCCCCAUCACAGAAGAAGUGGUCAAGGCGGCAGCAAAGAACAGAAGGAAUGGUAUGGAGGUGAUGGCGCUGCUUCUUGACCGACGAGGAGACGAGGUAUCCAUCACAGAAGAAGUGGUCAUAGCGGCUGCAGGGAACAGAUGGAAUGGCAAGGAGAGAGUUGUUAAGGCGGCAGGCAAUGGCAAGGAGGUGAUGGCGCUGCUUCUUGACAGACGAGGAGACGAGCUCCCCAUCACAGAAGAAGUGGUCAAGGCCGCAGCAGGGAAUUCGAGGAAUGGCAUGGAGGUGAUGGCGCUGCUUCUUGACCGACGAGGAGACGAGCUCCCCGUCAUAGAAGAAGUGGUCAAGGCGGCAGCACGGAACACAGGCAAUGGCAAGGAGGUGAUGGCGCUGCUUCUUCACCGAAGCCUACUGACCAGAUCGUUUAUCUCUAGUGCUGUUUUAUGUAUUGCUGCUGCUUGUAGCCAACUCGACAUUCUUCGCUUCCUGUCCUGCCAAGCCUGCAUCGUCACUGUUCAAGAGGAGGAUUUUGCCAUCGCCAGACUGUAUAACGCGGCAGCAUCAGGAACCACAACCACAGUGAAAAAGCUUCUCCAGACCGGAAUACCACCAGAUACACAGAACAUAUGGGGCACAACAGAAUCGCUGAGACUCUUGAGAAGUGACUGUCUCUGA